UAUUUUUUAUUUUUCAAUCAUUUAUCUGUGACAGGAUAUUGAAAUUUUAAAGAAGUAAAGUUAAGCCUUAAAAACAUUUUACGCGUUUUCUUACUUAAAUUAUCAUAAACUAUGUUUCGGCUAAUUGUGUUUUUGAUUCUUUUUGCUGCAGUUUUUGCAAAUUUUUACGGUCACAUGAAAUUACAUUGUUUGUUUUCGAAAUAUAUGUUAAAUUUUUUUCAGCUAAAUGAAAAGUAUUUCAUUUUGUCAUCAAACCUAAAUGUCCCGAAUGUCACUUAUAUGAAUCACUUGAAAUAUUAUGGAAAUAAUAUACAAACACAAAGCGUUAUAAUUUUGGUGAUGCUGGACGAGUUACAAAAAAUAGAUAAACAGUUUUCUGCAGAUCUAAUGACGGUAAAUUUAUACUUAAAUAAUGUAAUGGGUCAUACUUAUAUGUAUUCUAAUAAUGAAAAUACAUAUAAUAAUACAUAUUUAACUGACGAACAACAUUUGAGAAUUGGGUUUAAAAUAAAUUAUGACUUGAUUACCACUCAUUUACAAAGGUUUUUAGAUCAUGAAUGUGAUAACACAAAUUUAUUUUUUAUUCAAGUUGAAAAGCGAUUUGAAUAUUUAACAAUAAGCCAACGAGGUUGCCUUAAUAUAAAUAAAAUAGAUGAUGUUCAAGUUGCUUAUAAUUGUUUAGAGGGUUUAAAAAAAACAGCUAAUGGUGUAUUUGAACAAAAUAUCCUUAAAAUUAGGUAUGUAGACUUUCACCCUUCAAACUUAUUGUUUUUCGAUAUUAUGAAUUCUUAUAGCAAGUUUCACAGUACGUACAAAGCACCUGAUGGCCUUAGUUUGAUGAGAUCCGUUACAGUACAAGUUAACUAUAACACCGAAACAACUAUCCUAAAAUUAUACGAAAGUGCAUUACUUAAUUUUGAUGGAUAUUAUAUGAAAUCAUUUCAACAACAAUUUUUAGCUGCUACAAUUCAUCCAGUAUUUAUGCUUAUUAUAUCGUUCCUCAAUACUUAUAAACAGCUUUACUCUACACAAUUCGAUAGAACAUUUAGAGCUCAUAUAACUAAUCUAACUAAUUCAAUAGUAAAAAUAAUUCAAAACAUAACUCGCACGGAAUUAUACGAUUUUAAAAUCAACAAGUUAUAUUCCGAUUUGGCUCAUAAUUUAUCGAGCUUUAAUUUAUACAACAGUAAACCAAAUUGGAUAAAUAAUGCAAUAACGACCAUGACUCAAGCAAUGAGUAUAAAUAAACUUAAGCUUAAUUUGAAAGUUUAUCAAUUAAAAAAUUAUAUUACAUACCAAGAAUGUCUAAAUCUAUUGCGUACAAUUGACGGAGAAUUGAAUAUAGUCGACACAUACGUAAAUGCGUUGAUUCAAAAUAAAAAAUCAUUCCAUAUUAUUAGAAAAACCGUUUCACACAACGAUUUGUUUGAAGUAGAGCCAUUAAAUAUAUUAAAUGUAAAAAGUACAGAAAAUCUAUCUCAUUAUGAUAAAAAUUUACUAUUUUCCAAACCAGUAUCAAUAAUUGACGUAAAAAAAGAAGCAAAUAACAGUAUAAAUAAUACGAAAUUUAACCAAACAGAAUUAGUAUCCCAAAAUAGUAAUAAAUUAAACAGCAUGUAUAAUAAAUUCUUAAAUAACAGCGUAGAAACAAAUAAUAUUCCAUCUAAAAAUAAACCUAUAACUGCGAACAUUUCUGUCAUUGACUUGGGUAAAAAAGAGGGGAAAAAAAUUGGAGAAAAUAGUUCAACUAAUCAAGCUGUAAAUGUCAAUUUAUCAAACAGUCUAUUAAAUAGUUCUGAUACUAACAAUAGUGAAAGAUAUACUAGUCAAAAUGUUAAUAAUAAACCUACAACCACAAAUAUUUCCAUAACUGAUAUGAAUAAAAAAGAUAAUAGUGAUUUAAAUGAAACUGGUUCAAUUAACCGAACCGAAAGUAUCAUUAUUUCAAACAAUUCUUUAAUGAAUUCUAAUACCAACAAUAUUUUAGAUUAUAUUAGUGACGCUUCUAGUCAUAAAAUCACAAAUUUUUCCGUUAAUGAUAUAAAUAAUAAAGAUAAUAGUGAUUUAAAUGAACAUGAUGAAAUUGACCGAUCUAGAAGUAUCGAUUCUUCAUUAAAUAGUACACUAACUAGUUCUAAUACCAACAAUAAUUUAGAUUAUAUUAGUGACGAUUCUAGUAAUAAAAUCACAAAUGUUUCCAUUAAUGAUAUAAAUAAUAAAGAUAAUAGUGAUUUAAAUGAACAUGAUGAAAUUGACCGAUCUAGAAGUAUAGAUUCUUCAUUAAAUAGUGCACAAACUAGUUCUAAUACCAACAAUAAUUUAGAUUAUAUUAGUGACGAUUCUAGUAAUAAAAUCACAAAUGUUUCCAUUAAUUAUAUAAAUAGUAAUGAUAAUAGUGAUUUAAAUGAACACGAUGAAUUUGACCGAUCUAAAAGUAUCGAUUUUUCAUUAAAUAGUACAUUAACUAGAUGUGAUACAAACAAUAAUUUAGGUUAUAUUAGUGACGAUUCUAGUAAUAAAAUCACAAAUGUUUCCAUUAAUGAUAUAAAUAGUAAUGAUAAUAGUGAUUUAAAUGAACACGAUGAAUUUGACCUAUCUAGGAGUAUGGAUUUUUCAUGUAAUAGUAUGAAUUUGUCAUCAUCAAGUAUACUAACUAUUUUUGAUAGCGACAAUGAUUUAGAUUAUAUUAGUGACGGUUCUAGUAAUAAAAUCACAAAUAUUUGUUUAACAAAUAUGAAUAAAAAAGAAAAUAAUGAAUUAAAUGAAAAUGGUACGAAUAAUCAAGUAGAAAAUAUAAAUUUCGCAAGCAGUUCAUUGAUAAACACUGAUAGAACGAAUAAAGCAGAAUUAAAUAGAAAUAAUUCUUUAAUCAAACUUAAAGCUACCAGCAUUAAUGAUAUUGAUAAGGAUAAAAAAGGAAAAAAUAGUUUUGAAAAUAAUAGGUCAAGUAACUCUAAUAAAAGCGUAAAUUUAAUAAAUAGUAAUAAUCAAAACAAUAUUGUUCUACAUGAAAAAGUCGAUGAAAAUCUAAAAGUAAAAAAUGAACCCAAUAAUAAUAAUAAUUCUGUAAAAAUUAAAUCAGAGUAUAAUAGCGAAAAUAAAGAAAUAGAAUUUGCUACAGAUUGUUCUUCAUCAAGUAACCCAAAUAAAAAUGAUGAAGGUGAUUACCAAAUUGGAAUCUUAAAAUUCAAUGAAUUAAAGUCUAAUAUUGAAAAACGUAUUUUGGAUAAUUCAAUUGGAAAUAAUAUUAAUAUAGCAAAUGAAACCCAAGACAUUCCGAGUAAUAAUAAUAUAAAGAAAGUAGGAUCACGAGUAAGUCAACUACUAAAUAUAUAUAAUGAUUUAGCUGAAAAUAAAAUAAAAAACCAAAAAGAAGAUUUAAAUAGUAGAUCAAAUAGAAUAAAAAACCAAUUUAUAUUGACAAAUAAUACGUCUAGAAGAGAGCCAACUAUAAAGGUCAAUAAAAGUGAUGCAGCUAAUCAUAAAAGCAAUGAUGAGAAUUUUACUCUAUUACACUGUGUUUUCUCGAAAUUCAUGCUACAAUUCCUUCAGUUAAAUGAACAACGCUUCGUAGCAGUCCACUAUAAAAACAAUAUCGAGACCUUUACGUUAGAAAACUUAAUUUAUUAUAAUUCUAAUCUACAGUCCCAAUCAAAAAAUAUUUUGGCUAUGCUUGAUGAAUUGCGAAGUUUGAAAAGUAAUGUAUUUGUACCUGAUUUAAUGACGGUUAAUCUAUACAUCAAUAAUCUAAAAGGAAAUAUCAAUGAAAAUUCAACAGUUGAUGGUUAUGUAAAAUUAUCAAGAGAUAAAUUCAUUCUUUAUUACAAUAUUAUGACUGAAGAAUUGUCGCAGUACAUAAAUUCAAAAUGUAGAAAUUGUUUAAUGGGGAAGAUUGAUAAGCGUUUUACAGAUUUAAAAGAAAUAGUGUAUAAAAUGAGCGAUAAUCAUAUGGCCACUCUUAGUACAAAGAAAUUGAUGGAAGAUAUACAAAUUUUAAAGUACCAGAGUUUUGUAGCCUUUAAAGAAACACUUGAGAACGAUAGUUAUAAUGACUUCCAUCCAACUAAUAUGCUAUUUUACGAUUUGAUGUCUGGUUGGGCUUAUCCAAAAAAUUCUAAAGCCAAUUCUUUAAAUCCAGUUAUUUCCAAUAAUUCAAGUAUAGAUUUUAAGCAAAAAAAUAAUGGCUUAAAUUUAAUAAGAAAAGUAAUUCUAACUACAAAUAAUGAUGCUGAAAUAAAAAGUACAGUAGUAGAGUUAUUUUAUUGUGUUUCAUUAAACUAUAAAGCAGAAUUUAUAAAAUCAUACCAACAGCAAGUGUUAGCUUCAACGAUUCAUCCUGUGUUUAAAUCUAUAAGUAACUAUUUAAUUGUAUUCAAACAAAUAUUCUACGCCCAAUUCAUCUCAAUAAAGUUUACAGAAGAUAUAACUAAAAUUGGAAUUUUACUUAAAGAUAUUUUUAAAAAAUUUGUUGAUUUAAAUUUGUUUGCAGACAAACCAAACGAAUACCUAAUAAAUGUUUUGAAAAAAUUUGAAGAGAUAAUAUAUAUGGAACCUAAGAGUUCCAUAAAGACUGAACAUCCAGAAUUAAUUUCAAGUCUUUUAAGAAUGUGCUCGAAACCUAUGAUUUUGAACAAUCUUGAAUUUACUAUAGCUGAUAAAAUUUCAACUAAUUUAUCAGACGAAAUAUAUAAAAAAAUAAUAAGCGAAAGCAAUAGAGAAGUUAGUAAUAUCAAUAAUUUUGUGAAUUCUUUAUCAUCAUAUAAAUGCAUAUUUGAAAUAAUAAAAAGAACUGUUCCUCACGAAGAAUUAUUUACAAUAAAACCACUAGAAAUUAUUCAAGAAUGUGAAAUAGAACCAUUUUCUAAUUUGAACUCUGUAAAUGAAGAUUAAUUAAUUAGUAGUUUUUAAUUAUGUAUUUAGCUUAUAUAAAUUACCAUAAAUAAUAAUUGAAUCAUUUGUUUACUUGUAUAUAUUUUUGGAGCUUAUAUUUUUUAUAAAAUACUUUAUACUUAUUUGCCAUAUAAAAUAAUAAAAUGUUCAAUAAUUUCAUUUUAUUGCAAAAUAACAUCUUUAAAAUUAUGCCACUUAUG
Molecule: messenger RNA, 5090 nt
Organism: Daktulosphaira vitifoliae (grape phylloxera)
Lineage: Eukaryota; Metazoa; Arthropoda; Insecta; Hemiptera; Phylloxeridae
Exons: 4
Coding region: 112-4890 (1592 amino acids)
Source: RefSeq, a predicted model, not a curated record